AUGUCCCCUCCUGCUCCCGGCGUGCCCCGCGCGCCGCUCCCCGCGCGGGCCGGAGCCGCCGCCAUCAGCGCCGCCAUGGCGGUCGCCGGGCAACGCGUGCUGGGCUGGGGGGCCCGCGCCGCCGCCGCCCUGUGCCGCGGGCUCCGCACCGGCCCCCCGAGGCUGCAGGGCACGGCGGGGGCGGCUGCCAAGGAGACGGAGAAGCAGAGCGCGACCGAGCAGAGCUCUUCAGUCCUGCAGAGGAACUCCGUGAGAUGGGAUGGCAAGGUUUAUGAAGAGGUCCCGAUAGCUCACAUCAAAGCAACGUACAACAACACCCACAUCCAGGUGGUGAGCUUUGACAACCGGCCGUUCUCCCGCACGUCCUGCGGCACAGAGGGCUUCCAGAACGCCAAGAAGGGCACUGCCAUCGCAGCACAGACCGCAGCCAUGGCAGCGGCAGUGAAAGCACGUACCAAGGGGGUAUUGCACGUGCGAGUCAUGGUGAAAGGACUGGGACCAGGACGCAAAGCUGCCAUCAAAGGGCUGACAAUGGGAGGUUUGGAGGUCAUCUCCAUCACAGACAACACCCCAGUCCCCCACAACGGCUGCCGCCCACGGAAAGCCAGGAGACUGUGA
Molecule: messenger RNA, 618 nt
Organism: Catharus ustulatus (Swainson's thrush)
Lineage: Eukaryota; Metazoa; Chordata; Aves; Passeriformes; Turdidae
Gene: MRPS11
Product: mitochondrial ribosomal protein S11
Exons: 6
Coding region: 1-618 (205 amino acids)
Biological process (GO): translation; maturation of SSU-rRNA from tricistronic rRNA transcript (SSU-rRNA, 5.8S rRNA, LSU-rRNA); ribosomal small subunit assembly
Cellular component (GO): ribosome; mitochondrial small ribosomal subunit
Molecular function (GO): small ribosomal subunit rRNA binding; structural constituent of ribosome; mRNA 5'-UTR binding
Source: RefSeq, a predicted model, not a curated record